Molecule: messenger RNA, 5450 nt
Organism: Meriones unguiculatus (Mongolian gerbil)
Lineage: Eukaryota; Metazoa; Chordata; Mammalia; Rodentia; Muridae
Gene: Adamts7
Product: ADAM metallopeptidase with thrombospondin type 1 motif 7
Exons: 24
Coding region: 250-5202 (1650 amino acids)
Biological process (GO): proteolysis; extracellular matrix organization
Cellular component (GO): extracellular matrix
Molecular function (GO): metalloendopeptidase activity
Source: RefSeq, a predicted model, not a curated record
UUUUCUUUCUUUCUUUCUCGGCUUCUAGCUCUCUUUCUUUGCCUCGGCAGCUGGCCGAGGGGGCGGGCCUUGCAGUCUUUGUUGCCGGAGGAGCGAGUGCAGCUGCCCGCCGGCCAGAGUCGGGACCUGGACCUUGGGAACUGCCUGCGGCCAGGCAUGUCUUGAGUCGGACCCAGGCCCAGCCGAGACUCAAAAGCGACGGACGAAGGAGUGCGCGAAGAGUCGUCCAGCGGCCACUGGGCUCUGGCCAUGCACCGAAGUCCGAGUCUCCUCCUGAUCCUGUGCGCUCUGGUGCCCGAUGUCCCGGGACCUGCAUCAGGUCUCGCAGCCGAGGGCCGAGCGGGUUUGGACAUCGUUCACCCUGUGCGCGUGGACGCUGGAGGCUCCUUCCUGUCCUAUGAGCUGUGGCCACGGGUGCUGCGCAAGCGCGAUGUGUCUGCCACGAAGGCUUCAUCUACUUUCUAUCAGCUGCAGUACCAAGGGCGGGAGCUGCUCUUCAACAUGACCACCAACCCUUAUCUCCUGGCACCCGGCUUUGUGAGUGAAAUCCGGCGCCGCAACAGCCUAGGCCACGUGCACAUCCGAACCCAGGCCCCAAACUGCCAUUUGCUCGGUGAUGUUCAGGACCCGGAGCUGGAAGGAGGCUUUGCAGCCAUCAGCGCCUGUGACGGCCUAAGAGGUGUGUUCCAGCUCUCUAAUGAAGACUACUUUAUCGAGCCUCUGAAUGGAGUGUCAGCUCAGCCUGGACAUGCCCAGCCGCAUGUGGUGUACAAGCAUCAGGACCCUGGGCGACGGGCCCAGCAGGGUGACUCAAGGGCUCCAGGCACCUGUGGGGUGCAAGUGUCCUCAGAGCUAGAGCACAGGCGGGAACGUUGGGAAGAGCGGCAUCAGAAGCGGAGGCAGCAGCGAUCAAUCAGCAAAGAGAAGUGGGUGGAGACCCUGGUAGUGGCUGAUGCCAAGAUGGUAGAGUACCACGGACAGCCGCAAGUGGAGAGCUAUGUGCUGACGAUCAUGAACAUGGUGGCUGGACUGUUUCAUGAUCCAAGCAUUGGGAACCGCAUUCACAUCACCAUCGUGCGCCUUAUCCUGCUGGAAGAUGAGGAGGAGGAUUUGAAGAUCACACACCAUGCAGACAACACCCUGAGGAACUUCUGCAAGUGGCAGAAGAACAUCAACAUGAAAGGGGACAGCCACCCACAGCACCAUGACACUGCCAUCCUCCUCACCAGGAAGGAUUUGUGUGCCGCCAUGAACCACCCCUGUGAAACCCUGGGUCUGUCUCACGUGGCUGGCAUGUGCCACCCGCAGCUCAGCUGUAGUGUCAGUGAGGAUACCGGCCUGCCGCUGGCCUUCACUGUGGCCCACGAGCUAGGACACAGUUUUGGCAUUCAGCAUGACGGCAGCGGCAAUGACUGUGAGUCCAUUGGGAAACGGCCUUUCAUCAUGUCUCCACAGCUCCUGUAUGACAGAGGCAUUCCCCUCAUCUGGUCCCGCUGCAGCCGAGAGUACAUCACCAGGUUUCUCGACCGUGGGUGGGGCUUGUGCUUGGAUGACACUCCAGCCAAGGAUGUCAUUGGCUACCCCUCGGUGCUUCCUGGUGUCCUGUAUGAUGUGAACCAUCAGUGCCGCCUUCAGUAUGGGGCUUACUCAGCCUUUUGUGAGGACAUGGACAAUGUCUGCCACACGCUAUGGUGCUCUGUGGGGACCACCUGUCACUCCAAGCUGGAUGCGGCUGUGGAUGGCACAAGAUGUGGGAAGAACAAGUGGUGUCUCAAUGGAGAGUGCGUCCCUGAGGGCUUCCAGCCUGAGGCGGUGGACGGUGGCUGGUCCGGCUGGAGUGCCUGGUCUGUCUGCUCGAGGAGCUGUGGCGUGGGUGUACGGAGUGCUGAACGGCAGUGCACGCAGCCUGUGCCUAAGCACAGAGGCAAGUACUGUGUUGGGGAGCGGAAGCGGUUCCGGCUCUGCAACCUGCCAGCCUGCCCUGCUGGCCGGCCCUCUUUCCGCCACACCCAGUGUAGCCAAUUUGAUGGCAUGCCGUACAAGGGCCAGCUGCAUACAUGGGUGCCUGUGAUCAAUGAUGAGAACCCCUGUGAGCUGCACUGCCGACCCUACAACCAAUCUAAUACGGAGAAGCUGAGGGAUGCCGUGGUGGAUGGCACCCCUUGCUACCAAGGCCGGGUCAGCCGUGAUGUCUGCAUCAAUGGCAUCUGCAAGAACGUGGGCUGCGACUUCGAGAUUGACUCUGGUGCCGUGGAGGACCGCUGUGGUGUUUGCCAGGGCAAUGGCUCCACUUGCCACACUGUGAGCAGGACCUUCAAGGAGGCAGAGGGUCUAGGGUAUGUGGAUGUAGGGCUGAUCCCAGUUGGAGCCCGAGAAAUCCUCAUUAAGGAGGUGGCUGAAGCUGCCAACUUCCUGGCCCUUCGGAGCGAGGACCCAGAUAAGUACUUCCUCAACGGCGGCUGGACCAUCCAGUGGAAUGGCGACUACCAGGUGGCGGGUACAACCUUCACCUAUGCGCGUCUGGGCAACUGGGAGAACCUCACGUCCCCAGGCCCCACCACUGAGCCUGUCUGGAUCCAGCUGCUGUUCCAGGAGAGCAAUCCUGGGGUGCACUAUGAGUAUACCAUCCACAUGGACAGCCACCAUGACGUCAAGCCACCUGAGUUCUCCUGGCAUUACGGGCCCUGGAGCAAGUGCACUGUCACCUGUGGCACAGGUGUGCAGAGGCAGAGCUUGUACUGCAUAGAGAGGCAGGCCGGAAGGGUGGAUGAGCAACAUUGUGAGCAUCUACAUCGGCCCGAUGACCGCCAGAGGAAGUGCAGUGAGGAGCCCUGUCCCGCCAGGUGGUGGGCAGGGGAGUGGCAGCCGUGUUCCCGAUCCUGCGGACCUGGAGGCCUGUCUCGACGGGCUGUGCUCUGCAUACGCAGCGUAGGGCUGGAUGAACAGCGUGCCCUUGAUCCAGCUGCGUGUGAACAUCUCCCCCGGCCCUUGGCUGAGACCCCAUGCAACUAUUAUGUACCUUGUCCUGCCACUUGGGGUGUGGGGAACUGGUCUCAGUGCUCUGUGACAUGUGGCGCCGGCAUCCGGCAGAGAACUGUCCUCUGCAUCAAUAAUACUGCUGUCCCCUGUGUCGAAGCUGAGCGACCGGCGACUGUGGCCGUUUGUUUUCUGCCUCCCUGCCAUCACACCAUGUACACAGGGUACACAGAUGGCUCUGGCAGCGGUUCCUCCAGCCCCGAGCUCUUCAAUGAAGUUGACUUCAUCCCACACCGGCCGGCCCCACGCCCUUCACCGGCAUCUUCACCCAAGCCGGUCAGCAUCAGCAACGCUAUUGAUGAGGCGGACCUUGAUCCGCCAGGGCCUGUGUUUGUGGAUGACUUCUAUUAUGACUACAAUUUCAUUAACUUCCAUGAAGACCUGUCUUACAGCCGCUUUGAGGAACCCCAACCAGGCUUGGCUGAUACAGGGAACUGGAUAGCACCAUCCCACAUCAGACCCUCUGAAACCUCCUCAGAUACUCUGGUGCCUACGGCAGGGGCUCCUGGAGCUAAAGAAGAGAGAGUUCAGGGAGCUUGGUCCCCUAGCCCUUCACUCAACCAGGCUAGCCAUUUCCCACCUGUAUUUAUAGAGCAGACCCCUGCGAACCCCUUGGCCAAUUUCUUGUCUGAGGAAGAUACUCCCAUAGAGGCCCCUGAACUUGAGCUCCCCAGCUUACCCUGGCCCCCUGCUUCAGCUGAUGGUAUGCUGACACCUGUUGCCCCUGGAAACUCUGAUGAAUUGCUAGUGAGAGGAGAUGAGCAGGGCCAGACACCCACUCCCAAAGACAUGAACACCUUGGGUCGUAUAUCAUCUCCGUUGCCCAAAAGCUCUGGCCCCACACAGCCCUCUUCACCCUCCAUCAGCACCAGUCAAGCUUCUCCUAGUCCUGAUGUGGAGGAGAUGUGGACAGAAGAGACUGUGACUUGGGACCCUGUGCUAGAGGAUGACCUCAAGCCUGUGCAUAGUGAACUGGAACCCACUGUGGAGGCGGCUCCUCCUCAGCUUCCUCUCCUGGCCACUGUUCCAGGUCUCUGGGGCAGGGACAGCUCCCUGGAGCCAGAGAUUCCCACCCUUUCAACCUCAGGACCGGGUUCACAGAACCUGAAAACUCUGGCAUUGCCAGGGACCCUCCUUUUGACAGAACCAACUGAUCUCAGGAGUUCGGGACCAUUGGGCCAGCCACAGCCCCCUAAAGCUGAGGGGACCCUGAGUCCUGGGCUGCUGCCUAGUUCAGCUCAGGAGACUCAAACCAACAGCAGCAAGGACCCUGAGGUCCAGCUUUCGCAGCCGAGCCUGGUGGAGGACGGGUCCCCUGCAGAUUCACCGCCUGCCAAGAAUGCCAGUUGGCAAGUGGGAAACUGGAGCCAGUGUUCCACCACCUGCGGCCUGGGCGCCACCUGGAGGCUGGUGCGCUGCAGCACCGGCAAUGAUGAGGACUGUAUCCCAUCCAGCAGGCCCCAGCCGGCCCGCCAUUGUCACCUGAGGCCCUGUGCUGCCUGGCGCUCGGGCAACUGGAGUAAGUGCUCUCGCAACUGUGGUGGAGGUUACUCUACAAGGGACGUACAGUGUGUGGACACACGGGACCUCAGGCCACUACGGCCCUUCCACUGCCAGCCUGGACCUACCAAGCCACCCACUCGACAGCUUUGCGGCACCAAGCCCUGUCUCAGCUGGUACACCUCUUCCUGGAGAGAGUGUUCCGAGGCUUGUGGUGGCGGUGAACAGCAGCGUCUGGUGACAUGUCCAGAGCCAGGCCUCUGUGAGGAGUCGCUGAGACCCAACAGCACAAGGCCCUGCAACACCCACCCCUGCACACAGUGGGUGGUGGGGCCCUGGGGUCAGUGCUCAGCCCCCUGUGGUGGUGGUGUUCAGCGGCGUCUGGUCAAAUGUGUGAACACUCAGACAGGCUUGGCAGAGGAAGACAGUGACCAGUGCGGCCAUGAGGCCUGGCCUGAGAGUUCACAGCCAUGUGCCACUGAGGACUGUGAGCUGGUUGAGCUACCACGUUGUGAGCGGGAUCGCCUAUCCUUCAGUUUCUGUGAGACACUGCGCCUACUGGGCCGCUGCCAGCUGCCCACCAUCCGAGCUCAGUGCUGUCGCUCAUGUCCCCCACUCAGCCGUGGUGUCCCUUCCCGAGGCCAUCAGCGGGUGGCCAGACGCUAAACAGAGUCCUGGCCUACACCAACGCACAUCAGGAUGCACAGACAAACUGACCCAUGACACACAGACCUCAGCGCCCCACCACAGGCUGCGGUGGAGCCCCGCUCCUCGUGCCCUAAUGGUGCUAACCCCACCCCUGCACAAUGGCAGGCUGGGGACCUCCCCCUUCCUCUCAGAAAAGGUAUUUUUUUAUUCUAACAGUUUGCACAUUUGUUAUUGUUUUACAUAAAUGAGUAUCUACCCUUUCAAAA